Messenger RNA from Debaryomyces fabryi, 843 nucleotides. RefSeq lists its product as uncharacterized. NCBI's taxonomy places the organism in Eukaryota, Fungi, Ascomycota, Pichiomycetes, Serinales, Debaryomycetaceae. The record is from RefSeq and is a predicted model, not a curated record. The coding region runs from base 1 to 843 and encodes 280 amino acids. The transcript has a single exon.
AUGGGAUAUCCUAACCCUUUGAAGACGGUUUCACGUUCAUUGACAGACAAUAUAGUUAUUACAUCAUGCGGGUUUUCGUGUGUUAAAGUAUUUAAUUUUGGUGCUAGAAUGUCAUUAAUUAAGUAUGGCGAUGAAAUUAUCGUAUGGUCACCCAUUCCUUACGGAGACGAAGUUAUAAAGGCAUUAAAUUUGUUGACAGGUAAUAGUAGUGGUGUAUUCAACAUUGCAUACCUUAUUAUUCCAAAUAAUGAACAUAAUUUGGCAGCUAAAUCGUUUAAGGCUAAUUAUCCUAAUAUCAAAAUUAUUGCGCUGGAGUCAAUAGAUUUAGGGUUGGAAUGCCCAAUUGAUUACCGCUUUACUAAAGAUAUUGGCAAUACACUAGUUGAUCAAAGUGUAUUAUCUGAAAAAGUCGGCAUCCUGAGUCCAGCAAUUUUGAAUAAUCUUGAAUUCGUCUAUUUACUGAAUUCCGCCAAUAAGGACUUGGUGAUGUUUGACAAGAAUUCGAAGAUAAUGUUUGAGGCUGAUAUUCUUGUAAAUCUAGGUAUCCCUGGAUCAACUUCGGGUAAAGCUACGUUGGAGCAGUAUUCUACGUUGACUGGCUAUCCAGACAAUUUCUUACCUCAUUUUGGUUUGUCCUUCUUUACUAGGUACCUUCAGCCUUAUAGUAAAGUCGGAAAUUGGUUAGUUAGCCGCAUAGCCAAUAGUGCUAAUCCCAAUUCUCAAAAAGGUUUGAAAGCUAUCUAUGAUUGGGAUUUUGAACAAAUAGUUAUGUGUCAUGGAAACGUUAUCGAUAGAAAUGCUAAACUGACAUUCCAGAACGUUUACCAAUCUGUGCUUGGUUAA